AUCUGACGUCACGGCCGGAGCUGCGAGGCAAAACCAAACUCGUGAGGUGCGCGGGGAGGCAGGCAGCACCAUGGAGGAAUCUCAGCAGGUGCCCACGAAGCCUCUGCAAAAGCUACACCACAUUGGGGGAGAGAAGGUGUAUCUGCCUGUGAAGCCGUACCCGUCACAGCUGGCCAUGAUGGGGCAGAUCAUAACAGGACUGAAGCAUCGUCAGAACUGUCUGUUGGAGUCGCCCACUGGGUCUGGCAAGUCCUUGGCAUUGCUGUGCUCCACUCUGGCAUGGCAACGCAAACAAACAGACAUGGCGCAGCGCUACAAUGCUUUGGUGGACAGUGGCGUCACCGAUCCAGAGGUGCUGGAGCGUGCAGCUGGAUUCACGCCGCUGACCCCCGUGCAGGACAUCCCAGGCGCCCCUAAAGAACCGGCUUCUAAUGCGCCCUCGUCCACGCCUGCAUCCAACUCACAGGCUGUUCCUUCCAACGCUGGCUUCUUCUUCGAGGAUGACGAUGACUAUGACUUCAAGAGCCAGGCGCCCUUCAGCCAGCUCGAGCCGCUUGACGCCGCGGCCAUGCAGCAGCAGAUGGAAAUGUUGUUACAGAAUGAGAACAUCCCGCAAAAGCCAAAAAGACUGAGUGUGCCUAAGAUCUUCAUCGGCACCAGGACCCACAAGCAGGUGGCGCAGAUCGUUAAGGAGCUCCGCCGCACCGCCUACAGCGAUGUCAGGAUGGUGGUGUUAUCAUCCCGGGAACAUUCCUGUAUCCAUCCCGUAGUGAGCAAUUCCUUCAACAAGAACGAAAAAUGUCGAGAGCUUACCGACAUCCGCAAGGGAGUUUUAUGCAGGUACUACCAUAAUGUGAAUAAGAUCAAGAACCAUGAUAUCCUGGCUAUGAAUGGAGGCCUGCAGGGUGCCUGGGAUAUAGAGGACCUUUUGCAAGUAGGCCAUAAGGUCAAUGCCUGUCCCUAUUUUGCUGCUCGGUCCCUCUUGGCUACAGCUGAGUUGGUGAUUUGUCCCUAUAAUUACCUUGUGGACCCUCGCAUUAGACGAUCGAUGAACAUUUCCCUUAAGAACCAUGUGUUAAUAUUGGAUGAGGCACACAACAUUGAGGACUCUGCAAGGUCUGCUGCUUCUUGCACUGUCACUCAGACGGAGAUGAAGGAAGCUUGCAGCCACCUCAGGGAAUGGAAGACUUAUGAAGAACAGUGUGACAAACUGGCCAACAUGGUGUCUGCUCUGAGCGGUUGGAUAGACGAAAAUAACCACAACCUUUCAGACUACACAGAGUUUGGACGGUCAGGCAAAAUCUAUACAGGCACAGAAAUUAUUGCUGUCCUCGACCACUUGGGUAUUGGAAGGGAAAGCUACAGUGAUCUAGAGCAAUCUUUCACAACUAUAGACGAAAUGCAGCCCAAUGAAGAAAGUGAAAUGACUCUGAAUGCUGUCACCAAAAAAGUUCUCCAUGACUUCUUUCUUGUGUUCUCCUUUUUGUUUAUGGAGGGCAUGAAGCACAAAGAUGAUUAUCGUGUUGCUAUAGUCAAGGAACAAGUGAGGAAGAAAUCUAGUCAGAAAGAUGGAUGGUACAGCAAAGAUUCUUUUCUUGACUUAGAGUACUCAAUCAAUUUCUGGUGCCUUAACCCUGCAGUGGUGUUUAGCCCACUCAGCAACGUAACACACAGCAUCAUAUUGACAUCAGGAACACUGUCUCCCAUUGCUUCCUUCCAGUCAGAAUUGGGCGUGUCCUUCAAAAUCAAACUGGAAGCAAAUCAUGUCAUUGACCAAAAUCAGGUAUUUGUUGGUACCAUUGGUCACGGCCCUCGUGGCAGAUCUUUGCAGGCCACCUUCCAGAACACAGAGAGCUGGGACUUCCAGGAUGAACUUGGAGAUUUGGUGUUGAAUGUGUGUCAGACAGUACCAGCUGGUAUCUUGUGCUUCCUUCCCUCAUAUUCCAUGCUAAACAAACUGCAUGAUAGAUGGCAGAGCACUGGUGUAUGGGAUGAGAUCAGUAAAAUAAAGGAAGCUAUGACAGAAAAGAAGAAGGGAGAGGACUUUGAGAGGGACAUGGUAAAUUUCUAUACUACGAUCAGAAAUACACAAACAGAGGGAGCAAGUGGCAUCAAUGGUGUUUUCUUCAUGGCUGUGUACCGAGGAAAGGUCAGCGAAGGAUUAGAUUUUGCUGACGACAAUGCCAGAGCUGUUAUAGCGGUUGGCAUUCCCUUUCCCAGCAUAAAAGACAUCCAGGUGGACUUAAAAAAGAAAUACAACAAUACUUUUCAUCACUCUAGGAAACUGUUAUCAGGAAGGGAGUGGUAUGAAAUCCAGGGUUACAGAGCAAUUAAUCAAGCUCUUGGACGAUGCAUUCGUCACCGCUAUGACUGGGGUGCCCUGUUGCUGGUGGACCUGCGCUUUCAAGGUGGAUGUUUUUAUAAGAAUCAACAAGGGAACCACUAUAUCCUUGGUCUUUCCAAGUGGGUGAGGAACAAGGUUAUCCACUACAAGAAUUUCUCUACAGCCACCAACUGUCUAAGAGAAUUUGUGAACAACAUGAUGAUAAAUCCUCCUCAACCACCACAGAAACAGGAUGAAAUAUUAUCAACGUCUUCUAUUGAGUCCACGAGUAAGGAAAUGGUCCAGAGUUCUCUUGCAAAAGAAACAAACUUUUUCCGUUGUGAUGGCACAGACUCCAUACGACCUCUGAACUCUGGAGAAACUUCUCUUCUUAAGGCUCCAAUGAAAUCCUCCCUAGAUAUCAGUACCUGUGAUGAACCAAAGGAUAACAGCUGUCAUGGUCAGAAAGAAAGUAAUGUUCCAGCAAGUAAGAAAAAUACUCAAAGGAACUGGGAACAAUCUACACAAAGAUCUGAGAGUGACAGCUUUGAAUCUAGUAAGGAGAAUGAGAAAAUGUUUUCCCAGAACAGAAAAAGACCACUGAUUUCAAUGGACUAUGAAGACUUGGAAGACUUCAAUCUUAUUCUUAGUCCAAGUACUCAUCAGCCUCCAGUCCCCAGAAGGAAAAGAGUUGGGCAGAAGAAAGGUGUAGUUUUCAAAGAUAUAGAAUAAGAUGUGUAUACAACAAGGGAGAAGGUUGGAUCAUGCCAGCAACCCCUUAUGGGGCGAACAAGUCUCGGGCGUCAGUCGGGAGAUAGAGCACGUCCCGCCUAAACUGGCACCGGCAUUAUCUGCGCACUACCAACUUGGAGCGCCGCUGCGCCAUCUGUUUCACCUUACCCGAGCUAAAUCCUCGGCCACAGCGGUGCUUAAGUCCGACUUGUGCCCGCCCAAGUACAGGUCCAGCCACUACUGGAGGGAGAACCAAUCUAGCGUGUCCUAACCACCACCAAGAAACUGCCUGUUAUUGUAAGACGCAAACUGUCUCGCUGCACCUUCCACAGAUGAAUUGGACCCUGCCUCGCACCAGCUCUGCCCUGCACACGUGGUGCCAUCCAGGGAGGAAGGACACACGGCCUCGCUGCGCCAGUUGUCCUGGUAACGCUUGGUGUCAUCCAGGGUAGAACACUGCCUCGCUGCACCUUCCAGAGGAAUUGGAUCCUACCGUGACAGCACCUGGUGCCAUCCAGGGAGGGAGGACAGACUGCCUCACUUUAAACCUAACCUAAUUAAUAAAUGUUGCCAUCUAACCUAAUCAAUAAAUGUUGCCAAUCAC
Portunus trituberculatus (swimming crab) is the source of this 3659-nucleotide messenger RNA. RefSeq names its product Fanconi anemia group J protein homolog. Gene Ontology annotation, molecular function: ATP binding; hydrolase activity, acting on acid anhydrides, in phosphorus-containing anhydrides; DNA binding. The transcript has 24 exons. Gene Ontology annotation, cellular component: nucleus. Lineage: Eukaryota; Metazoa; Arthropoda; Malacostraca; Decapoda; Portunidae. Gene Ontology annotation, biological process: double-strand break repair involved in meiotic recombination; nucleotide-excision repair. Bases 71 to 3055 code for a protein of 994 amino acids. The record is from RefSeq and is a predicted model, not a curated record.